UAAAUUUCCAUAAUCUCAUCAUUGUCCAGUCACUUCAUUUCCGCCUCCCAAAAUCUUCCAGAAUUUCACGCCUCUCUUUUCAAUUCAAUUCCUCCUUGUAUAGCCAAAUAGCCUGUGUCCCCUACCCCACCCACCCCACCCCUCUCUAGGUAUGUCAAUGACAAAGAAGAUGUAUUUAUAAAUAUACCAUGGUCAAUCGUCUUUCUUGUCUCCUUGUCAAGUCUUUAUCUCUCAAACUCUGAAAUUCUAUUCUCUCUUUAGCUCCAUUCAAUACUUUGCAUGCGAUAUCCAUACUAUUUCUCUCUAUAAAGUCAGUUCUUGAGCAUAGAAAGAAUCCCCAUCUCCACUCGCAGAAGCAAUGUGGAUGGUACAUUCUAGUGAUUACUCAUUUGAUCGGAAACUUCGGCCUCUAAUGCCGAAGUCGACGAUCACCGCUAGCAGCAGUACAGCAUUUUCUGCAAUGCCAACUCCUUGUUGCUAUUGCAUUCACCACAACCAAACUACAGUGAAUGAUGACCGCCAAUUCAGAAAUGUAGAACCUUUAGUCAUGAGUUCAAGAUGGAAUCCAACAGCAGAUCAAUUACAGGCCCUUCAAGAAAUGUAUAGACGAGGAGUAAGAAGUCCAUCAGCCCAACAAAUCCAGCAAAUUGCUGGAAACCUUCGUCAAUUUGGUAAAAUUGAAGGGAAAAAUGUGUUUUAUUGGUUUCAAAACCACAAAGCAAGAGAGAGGCAGAAAAAACGUCGUGAACAAGAGGCAUCUUUAUCUAGAAAAAGGAAGUGCGAUGUCUUUGUGAACCCUGAAAGUGAACAUUCAGAUGUGAGCAGGAGAGACAUGGAAACUAAACAUCCUAGAAAGUGGCCUAGCCCCUCAAAAUGCACUACAAUUUCAGAGGAUUCUGUAUCAAUGCAUAGAGCAGCUGUAGCAGAAUAUGGAACAGACAGGUGUAUACAGAGAGAAUUGAAGCAGAGAGUUGAAAAGAAUGAAUUCUGUCUAUUGAAAGAUUCAGAUCAAGAAAAUUCAAAGCAUUUUUUUGGCCUGAACCUCAGCAUAUCACUUCCCUUCAAGAAUGAUGAUAUGGGAAAUGAAGAAAAUUCAACUCUUGAGCUAUUUCCAGCCCUUAAUUCUAUUAAAGAGGACACUAAUUUUACAAGCAUGAAAAUCACUCCAAAUAAAUACUUUGAGUUUCUUCCUCUGAAAAAUUGAGUAUGAAGAUGAAGGUCUUUGUCAUUUAGUAGCGUAUUUACCAGACAGCAAGAUGUUUGUAGGCUUUCCUUAAUUUACAUUAUGUUUAUGUAUGUGAAAGAUUAUGAA
Molecule: messenger RNA, 1312 nt
Organism: Olea europaea var. sylvestris
Lineage: Eukaryota; Viridiplantae; Streptophyta; Magnoliopsida; Lamiales; Oleaceae
Product: WUSCHEL-related homeobox 1-like
Exons: 4
Coding region: 359-1204 (281 amino acids)
Biological process (GO): plant organ development
Molecular function (GO): DNA binding; DNA-binding transcription factor activity
Source: RefSeq, a predicted model, not a curated record